AUGGAAAGAAAACAGCCAACAGAUGGAGGGAAUGGAAAUCACAGCAAAGCAUACUCAAUAUUUUUACAAGUAAAGGCACCGAUGGCGGGUGGAAUUUCUGGAUUUUUUACACGUGCUUUAACACAGCCACUCGAUUGCAUUAAAGUUCGUCAUCAAUUGCAAUUGGAACCUAUUAAAAAGAACAUUGGUGCCAAAUAUACAUCGACGCUUCAGACACUCGUCUUGAUGUUUCAAGAGGAAGGCAUUCGUGGCUUGUGGAAGGGUCAUGUACCGGGACAAAUUCUAAGCAUCACUUUUGGUUUUGGGCAGUUUGCUGCUUACGAUCAGUUCAAUCGACAGUCAAGAAAGAUUAAAUUUUUUAAUGAACAUUCAGACAUGAGACAUACAGUUGGUGGUGGCUUUGCUGGGGCAUUUGGGAUGACAAUUGCAACACCAUUCGAUGUCGUUCGUACACGAUUUAUCGCGCAAGAUCAUGGUCGUGGAUAUCAAUCAAUUUUCGAUGCAUUUGCAACAAUUUUAAAGAGUGAGGGUCCGAAAGGAUUUUUUCGUGGCUUAAUACCAAGCAUAACAGCCAUUGCACCAAAUGCAGCAAUUCAAUUUGGAACAUACAACUUUUUAUUAGAGCACUACAUGAAAUUAAAGAACGAGGACAAAGUUUCUCGACACGUUAUUUUAUUGGCUGGAACUUUUAGUGGAACCCUUGCCAAAACAUGCAUUUAUCCACUCGAUUUGACUAAGAAACGAUUACAGAUUCAAGAAUUUCAUGAUAAUCGUACAACAUUUGGUCAAAAUAUUAAAACAACAGGAAUGCUCGAUUGUCUACGUAAAACUUUCGCAAAAGAAGGCUUCACUGGACUUUACAAAGGACUUGCACCUGCAGUCAUCAAGUCUGGAAUGAUGUCUGGGUUUUACUUCUUCUUCUAUGAGGAAAUUAUUACUGCCAUUAACAAGCGGUUGUAA
Chironomus riparius is the source of this 960-nucleotide messenger RNA. NCBI's taxonomy places the organism in Eukaryota, Metazoa, Arthropoda, Insecta, Diptera, Chironomidae. The record is from the annotation of a GenBank genome assembly.